Molecule: messenger RNA, 406 nt
Organism: Phacochoerus africanus (Common warthog)
Lineage: Eukaryota; Metazoa; Chordata; Mammalia; Artiodactyla; Suidae
Product: beta-defensin 133-like
Exons: 2
Coding region: 44-295 (83 amino acids)
Biological process (GO): cell chemotaxis; innate immune response; defense response to bacterium
Cellular component (GO): extracellular region
Molecular function (GO): chemoattractant activity; CCR6 chemokine receptor binding
Source: RefSeq, a predicted model, not a curated record
UGAAAGAUUUCAGAGCUACUGAUUUGAUUGGCUUUCUUCCAUUAUGAAGAUUUCGGUCCUUCUUUUUGUUUUAUUUUUCUUUCUGAUCUCACUGCCACCAGGGAAUUGUGCCAUGAAAGACACCUAUAGUUGCUUCAUCAAGAAAGGCAAAUGUAGACGCGCGUGCCAUGAUCUAGAAACGCCUGUUAGUUUCUGCACGAAACUAAAUGCCAACUGUUGCAUGGAGAAGUCUGAAGUAAAACUCAGCAUCCCUGAAAAACAAAAUGCAGGGAAUAUCAGGAAGGGUAACAAAUGAGCCUGAAUUACUAACCACUCCUACAUAGUUCAUAUUGCUUUCUUGGUCACAUGGCAUCAUUUGAAGAACUAGGUUCUCUUCAAAGGGCCUGACGAUAUUGGGAGAUGGCCA